This is a messenger RNA of Arachis ipaensis, 723 nucleotides long. The record is from RefSeq and is a predicted model, not a curated record. Lineage: Eukaryota; Viridiplantae; Streptophyta; Magnoliopsida; Fabales; Fabaceae.
AUGGUGGAUGAUUAUCCGUCAACCAGCACUACAACAGCCUUAGUGUUCACAAAUCAGCUACUCAGGGAUAUAAAUGAUAUACUCAUUCAGCAUGGAAAACAGAUUACACAAUACGCUUUGCCAGCUCUAACUCAUGAAAAUGACAAUGAAAACUCGAUACCCAGGGUUAUCCAAGAAGAACUGUCGGUCGAAGUACCCCGGGAAGACCUGUGUUCCAUAGAAAGAUUGAACAAUGACCAAUCUAAAGCUUUCAAGUGCAUUAUGGAUAUAAUUGAUCGAAGAGAAAGUGGAGUGUUCUUUGUUGAUGGGCCAGGAGGAGCAGGCAAAAUAUUUCUUUACAGAGCUAUAAUUACAGAAUUGAGAAAUAAGGGUCAUAUUGUCUUGGUAACUGCAUCAUCAGGAAUAGCUGCAACAUUAUUGCCUGGGAGUCAAACAGCUCAUUCUAGGUUUAAGAUCCCAAUUAAUACAAAACCAUCAUCCAUUUGCAACAUAGGCAAACAAUCAGAUCUUGCAAAGCUGAUUAGACAAACAACGGCAAUCAUCUGGGAUGAAGCACCAAUGGCAAAUAAAAAAUCAGUGCAAUCAUUAGACCGCACUCUGAGAGACAUAUUAGCAAACGAUAUGCCAUUUAGAGAAAAAGUGAUGGUGAUGGGAGGAGAUUUCCGCCCAGUACUGCUUGUCGUACCGAAAGGCUAUACAAAUGAUUUCAGCUUCUAUAGUUAA